GCUAUGUCUCGCGGGCAGGCUGUGGGGACCAGAUAAUGCCCUUGGCAGGAGCCGCUACAGGGGAGGUGCGCGAGAGAGACCCAGACAUUAUGACAUUAGAAAUAGACGGUCACAUAAGACGGAGAAUGCCAGGUAUGCGGGCAUCAAACCCCACAGUCACGCUAGCUUGUACUGCCGGAAUAUUUCAAUGGGCAUUAUAUGAGCCACGAUGUCAUCUCAACCAUCGUACCCGGGUGAGAAUUGAAAGCCCUUCAGAAUAAUCCCCGCCUCCUCCGCCUCCUCUUUGUCCACCCGGGAGGGUGAUAUCGGGGCGCAGCAAGCUUAGGUCAAGUAGAAAGGAGCAGCAGAAAAGAACGAAGUGUACAAAACAGCCAAGGAUUGUCGAAGGCCCUGGAAAACAUAAAUGGAAUGACUAAGAGAUGAAGUAGCCAAUGG
This is a messenger RNA of Aspergillus homomorphus CBS 101889, 435 nucleotides long. RefSeq lists its product as uncharacterized. The record is from RefSeq and is a predicted model, not a curated record. The transcript has a single exon. NCBI's taxonomy places the organism in Eukaryota, Fungi, Ascomycota, Eurotiomycetes, Eurotiales, Aspergillaceae. Bases 36 to 260 code for a protein of 74 amino acids.